UUCCAACUUGAAACCCUGCGCACGUUUCUGUCCUCCUCUUUUUCUUCCCCAGCUGCAAUAUCCACGUUCAACAGCUUGCCUGCCUACCAUCUAAUUACUUCAUUGUCAACACUUCAUCGCUUUCUCCCACACCGCUUCCAUUAUGGGCAACGUCGUUUCGGUCCUCUCCCCCGGUAGCGGUCAAGGUCGCAUCGAAGCCGCCCAAAAAGCAGAGCUUGAGAAGAAGCUCGCCGACAGAGAGGAAACCAUUGCCGUCCUCGAAAAGGAACUUUCCAAGAAGGAAAAGGAGUACACAUCCCUUUCGAAAGAUGCAGAUGACCUGCGACAGAACAUCAAGCAGCUCGACGCUCAGUUGUCUUCGUCGCAAGAGGAGAGCCAGGUCCGAAUCACCCAGCUCCAAUCGACACUAGCCGCGAACGACGAGAAGGCCACACAACGACUUCGCGCCAGCGACGAGGCGAUCGCUGCCCGUACUUCCGAGCUCGACGCCGCCAAUAAGCAGCUGAUACUGCUGCGGGAGCAGCUCGAGAAGCUCCAGCAAGAGAAGAAGACCCUGGCAGAUGAAUUGGCCGCUGUGAAUCAGCAGCUGGCCGAGGCCAAGGAGGAUCGCGCGGCCUCGGAUGCCUCGUCGCGAGCCGAGAUCACAUCGCUACAAGGACAACUCGCCGCGGCCGAGCAGCUGAGGGCAGACACCGACUCGGAGCUAUCGGCCACGAAGAAGGACCUAGCCGGUGUCCAAGACAAGUUCGGCGCUCUGCAGCAGGACCACGACAAGCUCAAGUCGGUAUGGGAAGCGGAAUUGGCAUCGGCCAAGAAGGACGUGGCAAGCUGGCAAGAGAAGGCACAAUCCUUGGAGUCGGCUCGAGACACACUAGCCAACGAUGUGGAGGCUGCCAAGAAGGACCUCGCCUCUGCCGAGGAGCAGAGGAAGACUGUGGAAUCCAAGCACGAGUCUGAGCUCCAGAAGCUCCGCGACAGCGCCGCCAUAGCCGAAAAGGCCAAUGCCGACCUCGAGGAGCAGAAGAAGGCCGCAGAAGCCAAGCACGAGUCUGAGCUCCAGAAGCUCCGCGACAACGCCGCCAUAGCCGAAAAGGCCAAUGCCGACCUCGAGGAGCAGAAAAAGGCCGCAGAAGCCAAGCACGAGUCUGAGCUCCAGAAGCUCCGCGACGACGCCGCCACAGCCGAAAAAGCCACUGCUGACCUCGAGGAGGCGAAUAAGAAGCUGAAGGAGGAGCAUGCUGCCGAGCAAGACAAGACGAGAAAGAAUACUGCCGACCUGGAAAGCAAACUCGAGGCCUCGACCGAGCAGCGGGACACUCUACAGAAAACAUACGACGAGCAAGCCUCGAAGCUGCAGACUCUCCAGCAAGGGCAAGAAAGCGACGCAGCCAAGAUCAAGGACUUGGAAGAGGAGUACGCCUCGUUGAAGAAGCUUCGCCAAGAGGACGAGACGCAGCUCUCUGCAGCCAGGGAGCAAGCCGAAGCCGCGGAGAGCAAGGCAGCGCAGGCCGCUGAUGCCCUCGACUCCCUUCAAAAGGAGAAGCAGGCCCUGGAGACCAAGGCUGCCGACCUCGCCUCCGAGGUGGAAAAGUCCAAGGAGGCAGAGUCUGAUCUGAAGGCCCAGCUUGACGAGGUCCAGGCAAGCCUAGCCGCCACGCAGAGCGAGAAGCAGGCUGCCCUUGAGAAGGCGGAGGCAAGCGAGAAGAAGAUCAAGGAGCUCGAGGAGAAAGAGAAGCCCGCGGCGGAGGCGGAACAGGCCGAGGCGUAAUGUCGACAGUCGUUCAUGUGGAUGGCGAUGGAUUGACGGACUCCCGGAUCGAUUGGAGGGAAUUGCAUAACCGGGGGCAUGAAUGAGCGAGCACGCGCUUCUAUUCAAUGAUGAUACCUAUUUGUAGUUCUACUUCCUAAUGUAUAAAACUGUUUGAGUGUGGAAUAUUGUUAUGUUAUGC
Molecule: messenger RNA, 1949 nt
Organism: Phialemonium atrogriseum
Lineage: Eukaryota; Fungi; Ascomycota; Sordariomycetes; Cephalothecales; Cephalothecaceae
Exons: 2
Coding region: 143-1768 (541 amino acids)
Source: RefSeq, a predicted model, not a curated record